Molecule: messenger RNA, 5280 nt
Organism: Platichthys flesus (European flounder)
Lineage: Eukaryota; Metazoa; Chordata; Actinopteri; Pleuronectiformes; Pleuronectidae
Product: receptor tyrosine-protein kinase erbB-4-like
Exons: 27
Coding region: 284-4489 (1401 amino acids)
Biological process (GO): positive regulation of kinase activity; multicellular organism development; cell surface receptor protein tyrosine kinase signaling pathway
Cellular component (GO): signaling receptor complex; basal plasma membrane
Molecular function (GO): ATP binding; epidermal growth factor receptor binding; transmembrane receptor protein tyrosine kinase activity
Source: RefSeq, a predicted model, not a curated record
GCCACCGGCGUCCGUGGCAGUGUGAGUGAGGGGUGAAUGGCUCAGAGAGUCCGCGGUGGAAAGCGACCUGAUCACUGCUCCGGAGCCGAGGAUCACACGCAGCAGCGCGCGGUGCGUAAAAGCUCUCCACGGUGCGGGACGCGCGGGGGACGACAUCCACUCUCCGACGCGGGGCUUUUUUGGUUUUAUUUUGUGCGUGUGUGUUUGCGUGUGAACAACGAGGAUAUCUGAACUGGACAUGUGAGUUCCUGGAGUUUACAAGACAAGCAGCCUUUAUCCAAACAUGAAGUUCGUCGCCUGCGUCCUCGUCGCGCUGCUGUUGGUCCGAGCGAGUGCGGCACAGUCAGUUUGCCCCGGCACGGAGAACAAGCUCAGCACUCUGUCAGACCUGGACCAGCAGUACCGCACCCUGAAGAAGCUCUACGAGAACUGUGAGGUGGUGAUGGGCAACCUGGAGAUCACCAGCAUCGAUCGGAACCGCAACCUCUCCUUCCUCAAGUCGAUCCGGGAGGUGACGGGCUACGUGCUGGUGGCUCUGAACCAGUUCGACUACCUGCCGCUGGAGAACCUGCGCAUCGUCCGGGGCACCAAGCUCUACGAGGGCCGCUACUCCCUCGCCAUCUUCCUGAACUACCGGCGGGACGGGUACUACGGCCUGAGGCAGCUGGGCCUCCGCAACCUCACAGAGAUCCUGAACGGGGGUGUUUACGUGGACCAGAACAAAUUCCUGUGCCACGCCGACACCAUCCACUGGCGUGACAUUAUCAAGAACCCCCAGGCCGAGCUGCUGGUGGUUCCCUCCAACAACAGCAACCUGGGAUGCAGACGCUGUCAUCGCUCGUGUAACGGACGCUGCUGGGGGCAUCAGGAAGACCAGUGUCAGACCCUGACGAAGACGGUGUGUGCCGAGCAGUGUGACGGUCGCUGCUUCGGGCCGUACGUCAGCGACUGCUGCCACCGCGAGUGUGCCGGCGGCUGCUCGGGUCCCAAGGACACCGACUGCUUCGCCUGCACCAACUUCAACGACAGCGGGGCGUGUGUGACCCAGUGUCCUCAGCCCUUUGUGUACAACCCCACGUCCUUCCAGUUGGAGCACAACCCCCGAGCCAGGUACACGUACGGAGCCUUCUGCGUCAAGAAGUGUCCACAUAACUUCGUGGUGGACCACAGCUCCUGUGUCCGAGCAUGUCCCAGCAACAAGAUGGAGGUGGAGGAGAACCGCAUCAAGAUGUGCAUCCCCUGCACAGACAUCUGUCCCAAAGUGUGCGACGGCAUCGGGACGGGCAGCCUGCAGACGGCUCAGACCGUGGACGCCAGCAACAUCCAUCUGUUCGUCAACUGCACCAAGAUCAACGGGAACCUCAUCUUCCUCAUCACCGGCAUUAAAGGGGACAUGUAUCACGGUAUCGGACCUUUGGACCCUGAACGCCUCAACGCGUUCCGCACAGUGAAAGAGAUCACAGGUUUCCUGAACAUCCAGUCGUGGCCGGAGAACAUGACGGAUCUGAGUGUUUUCUCCAGCCUGGCGACCAUCGGAGGCCGAGCUCUCUACAGUGGAAGUGGUAUUUCUCUGCUGAUCCUGAAGCAGCGCUGGAUCUCCUCCCUCCAGUUCCAGUCGCUGGACGAGAUCAGCGCCGGGAACGUUUACAUCUUCAACAACAGCCGCUUGUGUUUCUACAACACGGUGAACUGGACGUCUCUCUUCAGGACGCCGAGCCAGAAGGUUCUGAUCCGCAACAACCGGGAUCCAAAAGAGUGCUCUCAGCAGCGGAUGGUGUGUGACGGCAUGUGUUCGGACGCCGGCUGCUGGGGCCCGGGGCCGGACCAGUGUCUCUCCUGUCGGUUCUUCAGACGAGGGCGCACCUGCGUGGAGUCCUGCAGCCUCUUCGACGGGGAAGUGCGGGAGUUCUCCAAUGGAUCCGUGUGUCUGGAGUGUGACAGCCAGUGUGAGCAGAUGGAUGGGAACGCCAUGACGUGUCUGGGACAGGGCCCGGACCAGUGCGUGAAAUGUCUCCACUUCAAAGAUGGACCCAACUGCGUGGAGAAGUGCCCCGACGGGCUGCAGGGAGCCAACAGUUUCAUCUUCAAAUACGCCAAGGCCAACAAUGAGUGUCAUCCCUGCCACGCCAACUGCACCCAGGGGUGCAUCGGACACAGACUCCAGGACUGUGUGGGGAUGAUGGACAGGACGCCGCUCAUAGCAGCCGGCAUCAUCGGGGGUCUGUUCAUCAUCGUCAUCCUGGGCCUCAGCGUCGCCGUGUACGUCCGCCGCAAGAGCAUCAAGAAGAAGAGGGCCUUGAGGCGCUUCCUGGAGACGGAGCUGGUGGAGCCCCUGACCCCCAGUGGAACGGCCCCUAACCAGGCUCAGCUGAGGAUCCUAAAGGAGACGGAGCUGAAGAAGGUCAAGAUCCUGGGAUCAGGAGCAUUUGGGACCGUCUACAAGGGCAUCUGGGUCCCAGAGGGCGAGACGGUGAAAAUCCCCGUGGCCAUCAAAAUCCUCAACGAGACCACGGGACCUAAAGCCAACGUGGAGUUCAUGGACGCCCUGAUCAUGGCCAGCAUGGAGCACCCCCACCUGGUGCGUCUGCUGGGCGUCUGCCUGAGCCCCACCAUCCAGCUGGUCACCCAGCUCAUGCCCCACGGCUGCCUGCUCGACUACGUGCACGAGCACAAGGACAACAUCGGCUCCCAGCUGCUGCUCAACUGGUGCGUCCAAAUCGCCAAGGGGAUGAUGUACCUGGAGGAGCGGAGGCUGGUCCACCGGGACCUGGCCGCCCGCAACGUGCUGGUGAAGUCGCCCAAUCACAUCAAGAUCACCGACUUCGGCCUGGCGCGGCUGCUGGACGCCGACGAGAAGGAGUACAGCGCAGACGGGGGCAAGAUGCCCAUUAAGUGGAUGGCUCUGGAGUGUAUUCACUACAGGAAGUUCACCCAUCAGAGUGACGUGUGGAGUUAUGGCGUGACCAUCUGGGAGCUGAUGACAUUUGGCGGCAAACCGUACGACGGCAUCCCCACGAGAGAAAUCCCCGACAUCCUGGAGAAGGGGGAGCGCCUGCCGCAGCCGCCCAUCUGCACCAUCGACGUCUACAUGGUCAUGGUCAAAUGCUGGAUGAUCGAUGCAGACAGCCGGCCCAAGUUCAAAGAGCUGGCUGCAGAGUUCUGCAGGAUGGCCCGUGACCCCCAGCGGUACCUGGUCAUCCAGGGAGACGACCGGAUGAAGCUGCCCAGCCCCAACGACAGCAAGUUCUUCCAGAGCCUCCUGGACGAGGAGGAUCUGAACGACCUGGUGGACGCUGAGGAGUACCUGGUGCCUCGAGGCUUCAACAUGGCUCCUCAGGCGUAUAACACCCGGCCCCGGGUUGACUCCAACAGAAACCAGUUUGGCUAUCGAGACGGCGGCCCGAUCCCCGCAGAGGGCCCGGUGGUUGGUGCCGGAGCCGGUGUGAACCAGGAGGCGGCCGGUGGCUCGGCUUCAGCCCUGGAGGACCAGCGCUGUAACGGGAGUCUGCAUAAAAAGAGCCUGAACCAGACCGGGGGCGAGGACAGCGGCGGCCAGAGGUACAGCGCUGACCCCACCAUCUUCCUCGGGGAGAGGACGUCCAGAGGGGACACGGACGAGGACGGAUACAUGACGCCGAUGAAGGACAAGAGCUCCUCAGAAUACCUGAAUCCGAUCGAGGAGAACCCGUUUGUCUCGCGGCGUAAAAACGGCGAGAUCCACGCCCUGGACAACCCGGGCUACCACAGCACACCCAACAGUCAGCCUACAGGAGAGGACGAGUACAUUAACGAGCCGCUCUACCUGAACACCUUCCCCAGCCCGGCCGAGCUGGGCCUGGAAGCUCUGAGGAGAAACGGCCUCCCUCUCCCCAACAUGCCUCCGUCCAUCUCAGCCACCACCUCCGGCUCCCACCUGCCCCUCACCAUCCAGACCAGCCUGCCGCACUACCCCCUCCCCUCGGCUCAGCCCUCUCCAUCUGGCUUGACUUGCCUCCACGGCCCACCGGCCCACAUCCUCCACGCCCACCACACCGUCAAACCUGCGGGACAACCUGGUGGCGUCUCCGCCGCUCCGAGCCAAACGGGAGCGUCUGCCCAGUCCCAGCUGUGCCAGUCGAUCUCCCUGUCCACCGCGGCCACGCUCGGGCACGGCAGCCUGCCGGCGUACCAGGGCCACGGAGCCACGCACCCGUCCAGCAUGCUGAAGCACGGAGGACACGUGUCAGCAGGUAAGACCAGCGGGAAGAAGCUCAAGGUGACCUUUGACAAUCCAGAAUACUGGCAGCACAGCUUGCCUCCCAAACCCUCGAGCCAGGCCGGCCCUGACGGCGCCCAGGGGGGUUCCACCAACGCCAAACUCUUCUACAAGCAGAACGGACACAUACGACCGGUGGUGGCGGAGAACCCUGAAUACAUGACGGAGUUCUCCCUGAAGGCGGGCACCGUCCUGCCCCCUCCUCCGUACCGACAGCGGAACACCGUGGUCUAGAUCGAUUCCCCCCGUGAUGAACCUCUGUUCCUAAAUCUGUCUCCAGCCUCCAACAACCCCGACAUCCUCUCCGGCUCCACCGGCUCCACCGGCUCCACCGUCCCACUCAGAGCGGAGCGCAACCAGAGCCGCCGCCCGACUCCUUUCAAACAGAGCCAUCUGCCGUCGACUGUAGCACCAUCAGGAGGAGGUGGAACCGAGCAGACCCAACCCACACGGCUUCACCAGAUCCAGUCCAUUUCCGUUCUGUAGAUAGAGACUCCGAGUCCCCGAGGACGUGAGGGUGAAUCCCGGGCACGUGGCUGCCACACGGCGGCGGAGCUAACCAUCGUGUCGUCCUGGAUUCAACCGCGGACCUGAACUCACUGCCAGCCACUGUGGUGUCCCACUCAUCACAGGAAACAGACGGUUUCCUGUUUCCUGUUCACCGGUGUAAAGAUCUGAGGCCGAACCUCGUUCUGUUCCGUUCUCUGUCACACGUCUGCUUCUGGUUGAGUGAACGAAAACAAACGACUCCGGGAAGCAUCAAUGACUUUUUGCAGCUAACACUGUUGGUUCUUGAAUUUAGCAUCAGAACUCACCUGGUGGUUCUACUGUAACUGUGAUUCUGUGACGGCCGACACAACAGUGAUCUCCCCUCCCGUGUUCAUGACGUGUAACGUGCCCGAAAUAACCAACGCAGGCCGAACCAUCUCCGCUCGACUGGGAGAACCGACCAGAAACAGCUUCCCAGUGGCAAAGGCUGGGAGGGGGGAGAUACUCUGUAAACAUGGUCUAUGUACACCGGUUGC